CGAAUCUGAUAAAGAGACCAGGCAAAGCCUUAGGGCCCCAUCCCAGACCUCCUGGGACAUGGGGAGGGUCAGGCACUUGGUUCUCUUCACUCUGUUAGGAACUCAGCUUCUACUCUUCCUUUCCAACAGAUCAUGUUCCAUUUCAAAGAAAUCAGAGCCCUUAAUAGGCCAAUAAGGUCACUUCCUACACUUUACUGGGCAUAACCACAUACCCUUCCACCACUGCCCCACCAUCUAAACAAAUGAUGGAAACUGCACGACUUCCUUUUCUCGGUGUUUGGAAAUCACCACCAGGAUCUGGUACCUACUCACCACAUUUAGGGGCCUAUUUUAUCCUUCCUUAAACAUGACCCUGCCCAUGUGCUCUGCUCCCUAUAAAAGGCAGGCAGAUCAGCCAGAGGAGCCAGAGUUGCAGAGAAGCUGAGACCAACUCAGAAACCUCCAGUUCUCAGGCUGAAGCUCCCGUGCUCACCCUCCGGUAUGAAGGUCUCUGCAGCACUUCUGUGUCUGCUACUCACAGCAGCUGCCUUCAGCACCCAGGUGCUGGCUCAGCCAAAUGCACUCCGCGACCUGUUCAACUGCUGUUUCACAUUUAACCAUAAGAAGAUCCCCUUGCAGAGGCUGAAGAGCUAUGGAAUCACCAGUAGCCAGUGUCCGCAGGCAGCUGUCCUCUUCAGAACCAAACUGGCCAAGGACAUCGGUGCCGACCCAAAGGAGAAGUGGGUCUGGAAUGACAUGAAACACCUGGGUCAGAAACCUCACACCCUGAAGACUUGGACUCUUUCGGCCACACUAAGACCAAGCCAGAGGCUGAGAAAUGAUUCUUCUCCCCCAGGCAUCCUGUCUCUAUCCUGGACUAAAUUGACCUGA
Messenger RNA from Lagenorhynchus albirostris (white-beaked dolphin), 870 nucleotides. Its product is annotated as C-C motif chemokine 13-like. Gene Ontology annotation, molecular function: chemokine activity; CCR chemokine receptor binding. The coding region runs from base 481 to 870 and encodes 129 amino acids. The transcript has 3 exons. Gene Ontology annotation, biological process: chemokine-mediated signaling pathway; cellular response to type II interferon; cellular response to interleukin-1. Gene Ontology annotation, cellular component: extracellular region. Lineage: Eukaryota; Metazoa; Chordata; Mammalia; Artiodactyla; Delphinidae. The record is from RefSeq and is a predicted model, not a curated record.